UGGUGGGUGAAACAAAAGAAGGCGUGUUGUGUUGUUGUUUGGCUGUAGCUGCUGUCGAGGAUUUCUUUUAAUUUGCUGAGUUUUUCUUCAAGUCGCUGCUAAAACUGAUCAGAAAUCGCCUUUUCUGUUUCUGAGUCAUAAUAUCACACCGGCUGUAUCAUGGCGAUGCUCCAGCAGCGACGACAAAAUGUACGACUUCCGCCAGAAGUGAACAGAGUCCUAUACAUUCGUAAUCUUCCAUACAAAAUUACUGGCGAUGAAAUGUAUGAUAUAUUUGGAAAGUAUGGUGCGAUUCGUCAAAUAAGAGUAGGAAACACUCCGGAAACCAAAGGAACAGCUUUUGUAGUUUACGAAGACAUUUUUGAUGCAAAAAAUGCCUGUGACCAUCUGUCCGGAUUCAACGUUUGCAAUCGUUAUUUAGUUGUUUUAUACUACCAGGCUACCAAGGCAUUCAAGAGGGUAGAUGUUGAUAAGAAGAGAGAAGAGCUCGACAAGGUUAAAACAAAGUUUGGCCUUCAUGAUGAAGUGAAGAAGUGAUAUGACUUAAUUUUGACAUACUGUCCUAUUUUCCAAAAUAUUUUUUACAAUGUAUCUGUGUUUUUUUCAUGAAUAGAGUUUUUGAUUCCCUUGCAUGAAGCUAAGAUGCUUACGUGGUGAAUUCGGGUCUUGACCAUCAUCUAUUCUUUGUUUGAGUCUUCAAUUAUUCUUUUGUUGUUGUAUGCAAUCCUCAAAGUGUACAAGUAGCAUGAAAUUUUGAUUUUACUUUCUAAAACUCUUAUAUUGUUUAUUUUUCCUCAAACUCACUGGUUUUUUUUUUGUUUCUUUUUUGGCUUGUAGUAUUGAAAGCUGCACAGCUAAGUUAUCAUGCUGAGUGUUGUGUACUAUUCUCCAUAUUAUCAUUAAAUCAUGAUGUCCUCAUA
Messenger RNA from Thrips palmi, 920 nucleotides. It is a transcript of the gene Sf3b6, whose product is annotated as splicing factor 3B subunit 6. Gene Ontology annotation, cellular component: ribonucleoprotein complex; cytoplasm; nucleus. The coding region runs from base 160 to 537 and encodes 125 amino acids. NCBI's taxonomy places the organism in Eukaryota, Metazoa, Arthropoda, Insecta, Thysanoptera, Thripidae. The record is from RefSeq and is a predicted model, not a curated record. Gene Ontology annotation, molecular function: mRNA binding. The transcript has 4 exons.